AUGGAUGAAUUGUGUUCAAUUUAUAUCAAGUCCAACCAAGCUGAAGCUAAGGAAGCUAUUCUAAAAGAACAGGAAAACUUUGAAUUAGAUGGACACCAGGCUGUGGAGAAAGCACAACAAGUAAUCAAAGAAUACUUAUCAAGUAUUUCUGAACAAGGACAUGUAUCAGAGUUAGUAAAUGUAAACCCGGCGCCCACAGUUGAAGCAAGCCCACCUAGUUCUGAAAGCAAUCCAACUGGAACAACCAUAGUCAAUGAUAGUCCAGCACCUGUUGUGGACACAGAAUGCCCACCGACUUCAGCAAGCAAUCCCACUACCAGUACAAUCACAGCUAAUGUUAGUCCGGACCCUACAUCAACCCAGGCAAGUCCUCCGAGUUUUGCGAGCAAUUUCACUGGUAUAACCCAUCAUCGUCUUAAACCACUGACAGUUUCAGUCUGUUAUGAUGAUAAAACUAGAUUUGCGGAUUUUUGGGCAUUAUUCAUCAGCCUAGUUGAUGAAGGGAGUGAGCCUGUAAGUGUUAAAAUGGCUCGACUACGUCAAAGUCUUUCAGGAAAUGCCUUUGAUGCAAUUCGCGGACUGGGUGUUACGGCGCCAGAGUACAAUGAGGCUAAGGACAUAUUAAAAUCUAAGUUUGGUAGACAAUGUCGUCAGUUGCAAGCUAGCUUACCUCGAUCAGUUAGAGAAUAUGCCAACUCUGAAGAACAAUGA
This is a messenger RNA of Paramuricea clavata, 711 nucleotides long. Lineage: Eukaryota; Metazoa; Cnidaria; Anthozoa; Malacalcyonacea; Plexauridae. The record is from the annotation of a GenBank genome assembly.